AUGUUAUAUCUUGUUCUUGCGUUUAUUACUUACGUUAAAUAAAAUUAGUAGAACUAUUUUUAGAUACAUUCGAAUAAUUUGAAUGAAUUUCUCAGGAGAAUAAUUAAAAGUCGUAUUAUAUUGUAAAUUCGCGCAUCGCUAAGGCAAACCGAGUUAUAGGAAAGAAAGACUGUUAUCAAUGCUAGGUCUGACGGUUGUCGUUGCGAGAAUAGAAUAAAAUACAUUUCAUUUUGCGAGUCAUUCUUACUGCGGUAUUGGAUGCGGACUGUUUACUGCAAACACAAUGGCGGCUAAAUACGAAGACAACGCAGCUGUAGCAAACUUCGUUGAAUAUUUGAAGAUACCAAGUGUUCAACCGAAUAUAAAUUAUGAUGCUUGCGUAACAUUUCUUCAAAGACAAGCCAAAGAGAUUGGUUUGUCAGUGAAAAUUUAUGAAGUGGUACCCCGGAAGCCUAUAGUUGUAUUGACAUGGCCAGGCAAGGAGCCCUCAUUGCCAACAGUAUUGUUGAAUUCACACAUGGACGUUGUUCCUGUAUUCGAAAACAGCUGGACCUAUCCUCCAUUCAGUGGUCAUAUCGAUAAGGAUGGCAAAAUUUUUGCUCGCGGUUCUCAAGACAUGAAAUGUGUCGGUAUACAGUACCUUGAGGCGAUUCGGAUAUUGAAACAAUCUGGAGUUCAACUGAAGAGGACUCUGCAUGUCUCUUUUGUUCCAGAUGAGGAGAUCGGUGGUCUCGACGGAAUGAAGAAAUUUGUUUUGACUAACGAUUUUAAGGCUUUAAACAUUGGGUUUGCUCUGGACGAGGGCAUGGCGAAUCCCACGGAGGAAUUCAUUAUCUUCAACGGAGAAAGGAGUAUUUGGCAACUCCAUGUGAACUGUACCGGACCACCAGGCCAUGGUUCGCUGUUAAUUCCUAACACUGCGGGGGAAAAGCUACGUUAUAUUAUAGACAAAUUCAUGGACUUCAGGGAGGAGCAGAAUAAAAUUUUACACGGAGACUCUAAGCUGACCAUCGGCGACGUGACUACAGUAAACUUGACUCAAGUUUACGGAGGCGUGCAAUCAAAUGUCAUACCUGAAAAAUUAACAGCCGUUUUUGAUAUUCGGUUAGCGGUGACCGUUAAUCAUGUUCAAUUUGAAAAUCGGGUAAAACGAUGGUGUGAAGAGGCUGGCGACGGUGUCACUUUUGAAUUUGAACAAAAAAAUCCUUUUGUGGAAUGCACUAAAACCGAUGCAUCAAAUCCAUACUGGGUUGCGUUUAAGAAAGCAACUGAUGAAAUGGGUUUGAAAUUAGACAUUCGUAUAUUCCCUGGAGGCACGGACAGCAGAUACAUACGUAGGGUCGGAAUCCCGGCUAUUGGAUUUUCCCCAAUGAACAAUACCCCGGUUUUGUUACACGAUCACGACGAGUUCUUGCGAGCUGAUAUCUAUUUGAAAGGCAUCGAUAUUUAUGUCAAGUUGUUAGCAGCAGUGGCUAAUGUUUGAUUUUAUUUAUAUACCAUGUUUUGUGUAACCAUCCUAUUUUUAAUGAUUACUUAUGUAUCACCAUAAGUAUAAAUAUAAAAUUGUCUAUAAUUGUUAAUGUAUAUUAUUAUUAAAUAUUUGUUGUUACUAAUUACUUA
Molecule: messenger RNA, 1620 nt
Organism: Galleria mellonella (greater wax moth)
Lineage: Eukaryota; Metazoa; Arthropoda; Insecta; Lepidoptera; Pyralidae
Product: aminoacylase-1-like
Exons: 10
Coding region: 284-1483 (399 amino acids)
Biological process (GO): amino acid metabolic process
Cellular component (GO): cytoplasm
Molecular function (GO): aminoacylase activity
Source: RefSeq, a predicted model, not a curated record